This is a messenger RNA of Columba livia (rock pigeon), 3312 nucleotides long. RefSeq names its product 5'-nucleotidase ecto (gene NT5E). Lineage: Eukaryota; Metazoa; Chordata; Aves; Columbiformes; Columbidae. Gene Ontology annotation, cellular component: plasma membrane. Gene Ontology annotation, molecular function: 5'-nucleotidase activity; nucleotide binding; metal ion binding. The record is from RefSeq and is a predicted model, not a curated record. Gene Ontology annotation, biological process: AMP catabolic process. The transcript is spliced from 9 exons. The coding region runs from base 347 to 2059 and encodes 570 amino acids.
GCGGGACAGUGCCCGGAGCUCGAAGAGCCCUGAGGACCGGUGCCCAGCGGUGUCAGCCGCCCAACAGCCCUGGGCGGCCGCCCCAAGCCCUUGCACACGCCCAGCAAGCGCGGAACACCUGCUGCCUUUGCCGCGGGCGGGUCACAGCCGCUCAUCCCGCGCAGCUGCAGCGCGAACGCGCAGUCCAGCUCAGAGGUUCCGUGGGGCGGCGCGCAGCUUGCGCGGAUUUCCCGGCGGCUCCCCCGCUCCCCGCCCCGCCGCUCCCCGUUCCUCUUCCCGCGCUGCCACCUACUCUCCUGGUCGCGCUUCCGAGCGGUCCCGCGGAGCAGCGCGGAGCUCCCGCGCUAUGGCAGGGCGGGCGGGCGUGCUGUGGCUGUGCGCGGCGGCGGGGCUGUGCGCGGCGGCGGAGCUGCGGCUCACCCUGCUGCACACCAACGACGUGCAUGGGCGAGUGGAGGCGCAAGGCGCGGGGACGCGGAGCUGCGCGGGCGCGGAGGGGACGGCGGGCUGUUUCGGCGGCGUGGCACGGCGGGCGGCGCGGGUGGCGGCGGAACGGGCCGCGCACCGCAACGUGCUGCUGCUGGACGCCGGGGACCAGUACCAGGGCACGGUGUGGUUCUCCCGUUUCAAGGGCCAGGAGGCGGUGCACUUCAUGAACCUGCUGCGCUACGAUGCCAUGGCUUUGGGGAACCAUGAGUUUGAUAAAGGUGUGAGCGGAUUAUUGGAUCCUCUUCUUCAAAAUGCUAAUUUUACAAUCCUGAGUGCAAACAUUAAGGGGAAAACCCCAUUGGGGAAUGAAAUGAUGAAAUACGUUCAUCCUUUUAAAAUAGUACAUUUUGACUCAGAAUCAAUAGGAAUUGUUGGCUACACUACAAAGGAAACUUCUUUUCUUUCACAGCCAGGAGAUGAUGUAAUCUUUGAAGAUGAAAUUGAAGCAUUGCAAGUACAAGUGAAUAAACUUACUGCUAUGGGAGUGAACAAAAUAAUUGCACUAGGACAUUCUGGUUUUACUGUGGACAAAAAUAUUGCCCGAAAAGUGAAAGGAGUGGAUGUUGUAAUUGGAGGACAUACAAACACAUUCCUCUAUACAGGCACCCCACCCUCUACCGAACGGCCAGCUGGCCCGUAUCCAUUCAUGGUUGACUCAGAUGAUGGGAGGAAGGUGCCAGUUGUACAAGCUUACGCUUAUGGAAAGUAUCUUGGCUACUUGAAUGUUACAUUUGACAAGAAAGGAAAUGUAGUUGAAGCAGUUGGAAACCCAAUUCUGCUUGACAGCAGCGUUCCUGAAGAUAAGCACGUUAAAGAAGAAGUGGAAAAAUGGAGGAAAAACCUGGGGAAUUAUUCUAAAGAGAUUGGAAAAACUAGUGUUUACCUGAAUGGUACAAGCCAAGCUUGCCGUUUCCAAGAAUGUAACAUGGGAAAUUUGCUUUGUGAUGCCGUGCUUUAUGAGAAUGUCGAACGUCCAGAUAAAACGUCAUGGAACCAUGUUUCAAUGUGCAUCCUGAAUGGAGGUGGGAUACGGUCACCCAUUGAUGAACAGAGCAAUAAUGGUAGCAUUACUGUGGAAGAUCUGCUGUCUGUUUUGCCAUUUGGAGGUCGUUUUGAUCUGGUAAGGGUAAAAGGCUCCACUCUGAAAGAAGCUUUUGAGCACAGCGUGCAAAGAUACGGACAAGGAACCGGUGAGCUGCUGCAGGUUGGAGGCAUCCACGUGGUCUAUGAUAUCUCCAGAGCCCCGGGAAGCCGAGUUGUGAGCUUAGAAGUGCUUUGCACAGCCUGCCGCGUCCCAGCCUACGUCCCACUCCAGAUGGAUGCAGUAUACAACGUGACACUUCCAUCCUAUAUGUUAUUUGGAGGAGAUGGCUAUCAUAUGCUGAAAGACAAAAAUCUGGGAUACAGUAAAGGUGAAGCCGAUACUGAGGUGGUUUCCCGUUACCUCCAGAGAAUGAAGAGAGUUUACCCAGCAGUUGAAGGUCGAAUCAAGUUUUCUUCUGGAAGCCUUAUCGAAGGAAGCCUUACACUGAUUUCUGUAUUGUUCACUGUAACAUUAUUGCAUACUUGAUUUUUGCUCACUAUCUUCUCAUUUAGAGGAAGACAGGAGGAGAGAUGGUGCUGUCAAAAGGAAAAGAGAACUGUUCUCUUUUCUUACACCUGAAGAUGAGUGUUUCGUUUCUGCAUGCCAACAGUAAGCAGCCCAACCAAUUGUCUUUUAUCUGGCAGAGUCAUUGAAGCACAGGGUGCAGAACUCGUAACUUCUCUUAGUUUGAAUCAGCAGGUACAAACUUGGAUAACCCACAAUUCAGUUUGAUAUUUCAAGAAGCAAAGUAUCUGUGAAAGCAAAGUAUCAGUGAACAGUAAUGCUCCAGCAUAUAAAAAAAAAAGACUGAAAUGGGAUAUUUUUUUAACUUGUCAAAUUCUUCUAGCUGAGUUGAUUAAUAACCUAAUUCCAGUAAUGUAAAUGAGCUUCUAAAAAUUGAUUUUAUUAUAGGAUAUAAUGGAUAAAUGGAUAUAUAUAAUGGAUAUAUCAUUACCUUUCUUUGAUCUCUGCUCAGGGUUAAAACUCUCAAUCUAAUAAUUCUACUUUGCUUCCAGUCAUAUUUAUCAUACAUACUCCAAUGGCUGGAAGAGCUGGAUUAAACUCAGUAUCAUUAAAAGCAUGAGGUCCAUGUACAUGCAACUAAAAAAAGUCUUUCUAUUUUACUUUUGAAGAUGCAGCAUCUCACUUAGGUUUUCUAUUAAUAAAGGAUGCAAUGAAAGCUUGAUUUGAUUUUGAUCAAUUCUAACAAAUUGAGAAUAUAUAAAUUUCACUGUUUAAUAUGACCAGUUUGGGGACUCUAUCUAGAGCAAGAACACAAUCUAAGACUAUAUUUAUGUGAAACAUAAUUUUACACCUUUUUCCUCAAGACCAGAGCACACGACUCCUGCCCAUUAUGCUGUAUCAGCGAUGUGUUACAUACAUAUGUUGGCUCCUGCAGCACCCUGGCACUCUCUGGAAGCUGCCCAGUAAACAGGGUUUUUUACAGCAUAACCUGGUGUUAUCAUGAUUGUGAUGAUAACUCAAAAGCCUGUCUCCUCUACGGGAAAGCUGUGUGUAAAAAAAUAUACAGCUAUAAGAGAGAGGCUAAUGAGUGCAAAUCAGAAAUUUGAUUAAAUGCUAAGUGUACAUUUCUGACACGUUUUCAGGAAGUGAUUGCUUAUAAAUGAGUACAAACAAUUACUAUCUUUCUAAGAUAGUUCACAUCUGGAGUUUUGCCCUAAACUUGUUGCCGUGUUGUUUAUUGCUUUAUUAAACUGAUGCUACAUGUUUUGAAUAAA